AUGCCGUACCGGCAGGCGAUGCUAUCUCUCUAUAACAGGUAUGCAGGGUCACUGUCCGCAGCGACAGUCUCGGGACCAGGGAGGCAGCAGAGACCCUAUGCUACAUCCAACUCUCCAUCGACGGUAAUUCCACAAUCAUCGGGGCCUGACGGUGCGGGGAUGUCAGAACCAGAACUCAGGAGCAGGAAGAGAAGACGGCAAUCUCGCUCAUUUUCGUCCACAUCAUCUAGCAGCUCUGCACUGAACGAUUCUCCCGACGGCGGACAUGGAGAGAAACAGCAGCCGCAGCUCAACUUCGCCGAACUGUCCAAAAUAGUUCCACAGCAGAGCCCUGACGGCGCCUCCUCGCUGUGGUAUAUUGUGGCAACCGCUGCUAUUCUUGGUUUUCAUCGUGAGCCCGCUGUUGGCGAGCUUUGGCAUUAUAUUAGCAGCCUAGGGGGGGAGCAGUCGCAACAACUUGCAGUCGCAAGAAGGAUCAGAGAAGCAUGCCUGAAAGCGAGUGUACUUGUUGGCUUCCCUAGGGGAAUCAACGGUCUGCUUUCUCUACAAUCUUCGUUACAGAAGAACUCCGCGGACCUGGUUCAAAUACUCAACUCCGACACGUCUCUGCGAGCACCGAUCCCACCGGAAGAGAAAUAUCGACGGGGAAAAGACUUCUUCUCCCAAAUCUACACCCAGCAUACGGACCGCGUGCUCGAAUCGAUGGGACGCAGUUCCGGAGGGGAUCUGAGCUACUACGCCGUCGCGAGCAUCUAUGGUGAACUGAUGGCCGAGACUAGCAUCAUGAAUGGCAAGGAGACGGGCAUUCUGGAAUUCGUUUGCUGUCUGGUCGAUGACGUAGCACCGCAGGCCAAGGGCCACUUCUUCGGCUGCCGCAACCUUGGUGCAUCCAAGACUGAGAUCCAGGGCACCAUCUCGUUGGUUCGAGAGAUGGCCAGACAAUUGGACCUGAGUCAUGUUCCUGGAAGUGGUGACCAAUUUAGAUUUCUGGGUAAGGCAGAGACCUGGUAG
Molecule: messenger RNA, 1011 nt
Organism: Paecilomyces variotii
Lineage: Eukaryota; Fungi; Ascomycota; Eurotiomycetes; Eurotiales; Thermoascaceae
Exons: 3
Coding region: 1-1011 (336 amino acids)
Source: RefSeq, a predicted model, not a curated record